Molecule: messenger RNA, 1227 nt
Organism: Penicillium griseofulvum
Lineage: Eukaryota; Fungi; Ascomycota; Eurotiomycetes; Eurotiales; Aspergillaceae
Exons: 3
Coding region: 1-1227 (408 amino acids)
Source: RefSeq, a predicted model, not a curated record
AUGUUCUUUCCUUCAUUGAUUCUGGCUGCUGGCAGCCUGCCGACUCUCAUUCAAGCCAUUCCUCAUGGCGCGAAGCCCCAUCACUCUUUGCACCGUCGCGCCGCUGCCACUUAUGCUGUCAUGGGUGGUACCGGCGAGGCCUCCGAAGGAUGGCCUUCCAUGAGUCAAUGGUCUGAUUACGAGACUCUCUGGGGUCUCAACCAAAUUCUCAUUGCCGCAUCAUGCGACAACUCUGACGACGAAACAAGCGACAUUAACACCAGCAUCAAGUCGAUCGCCAGCGAAACUGGCAUCGACGCUCGAUUUAUCCUUGCAAUUAUUAUGCAAGAGAGUAAGGGCUGCGUUCGCGUCCACUCCACCAACAAUGGUGUUCAGAACACUGGUCUCAUGCAGAGUCACGCUGGCGAGGGCUCCUGCAACAACGGUGGCGGCAUGACAACUCCCUGCCCCUCCUCCAUGAUCAAGCAAAUGAUCAAAGACGGGACCGCUGGAACCACUCAGGGCGACGGUCUCAAGCAGUGCUAUGAGGCCCAGAGCGGCGGCGAGGCGGCCAAGUACUACAAGGCCGCACGCACUUACAACUCUGGCUCUAUCGCCUCAUCAGGUAACCUCGGCCAGGGCGGCGCAACCCACUGCUACGCCUCCGACAUCGCCAACCGUGUCCGCGGCUGGGCUGGCGACAUGAGCGAGUGUACCGAAGCUACCAUUGGAACAGUUACUAGUGGCGCGGGAGUUCUCGGUGGUAGCGACGACUCCAGCAGCUCCUCUUCCUCGACCGCUGCUGAGCAGCCUACUGAGACUGCUGAGCCUAUCCAGACCUCGUCCGCUCCAGCUACCCAGCCUGCCGAGACCGCCCAGCCAGCUGAAACAUCCUCCACAUCCACUGAGACCUCCUCCGCGGGUUGGACCCUUCCCACCUGGUUCCCCAACGUGAACGUGCACGCAGCCGCGCCGAGCUACACCCCCACCCCAUCCUGGACAACCAAGUCCGCGCCAGCCGCGACAACUGCACCAGCAGCCCCAAAUUCAUCGUCGGGAACAGCCCCUCUCUACCCAUACGCCAACCCAUCAUGCCAGAAAUACUAUACCGUCAUGAACGGUGGUUUCUGUGUUAAGGUGACCGAAACUGUCGGAAUCUCCUUCCCGGAUCUCCGUAGCUUGAACCGUGGUCUCGACGAGAAGUGUUCGGAUUUGUGGCUCGGAUAUCAGUACUGUAUCAAGGCUUAA